Messenger RNA from Acipenser ruthenus (sterlet), 3515 nucleotides. RefSeq names its product geranylgeranyl transferase type-1 subunit beta-like. Gene Ontology annotation, biological process: protein geranylgeranylation. The record is from RefSeq and is a predicted model, not a curated record. Gene Ontology annotation, cellular component: CAAX-protein geranylgeranyltransferase complex. The coding region runs from base 66 to 1187 and encodes 373 amino acids. Gene Ontology annotation, molecular function: CAAX-protein geranylgeranyltransferase activity. The transcript has 9 exons. Lineage: Eukaryota; Metazoa; Chordata; Actinopteri; Acipenseriformes; Acipenseridae.
UUAACCUCAGGAAGUGACGUUUUCGGAAGUUGACAAGGAGUUUGAUAUUUUUUUUUUUGACAAAGAUGGCUGAAGAGGAGAAUCCGGUAGCAGAAUUUGAAGAAAUCGACUUUCUGAAAGACCGGCAUGUUAUUUUUUUUCAGAGAUGUUUGCAAAUCUUACCGGAGAGGUACUCUUCGCUGGAAACCAGCAGGCUAACCAUUGUAUUUUUUGCACUUUCUGGCCUGGACAUGUUGAAUACCUUGGAUGUGGUGGAUAAGCCAAGCCUAAUAGAAUAUGUCUAUUCAUUACAAGUCCUUCCCACAGAAGAUAAGUCCAAUCUAGGACGCUGUGGAUUCAGAGGGUCUUCACAUCUGGGAAUUCCAUACAAUCCAUCUAAGGGUCCUGGAGUGAAUCACCCCUAUGACAGUGGCCAUGUUGCAAUGACCUAUACAGGUCUUGCUUGCCUGAUUAUCUUGGGAGAUGAUCUGAGUCGAGUGAAUAAAGAAGCAUGUUUGUCAGGACUAAAAGCACUCCAGCUGGAGGAUGGCAGUUUCUACGCUGUCCCAGAAGGAAGUGAGAAUGACAUGCGGUUUGUCUACUGUGCUGCCUGUAUAUGCUACAUGCUUGAUGACUGGUCAGGCAUGGAUAUCAAGAAAGCAAUAGAUUACAUCAGGAGAAGUAUGUCCUAUGACAAUGGUGUUUCACAAGGAGCGGGAUUGGAAUCACAUGGUGGAUCUACAUUCUGUGCCAUUGCUACCCUCUGUCUCAUGGGUAAACUUGAGGAGAUCUUCACAGAGAAAGAACUGAACAGGAUAAGAAGGUGGUGCAUUAUGAGGCAGCAAAAUGGUUUUCAUGGGCGGCCCAACAAACCUGUGGAUACAUGUUACUCUUUCUGGGUUGGAGCUACCCUUGAGCUGCUAGAAGUUUUCCAGUACACAAAUUUUGAAAAGAACCGGAACUACAUCUUGUCAACUCAGGACCGGCUUGUUGGUGGAUUUGCAAAAUGGCCGGACAGCCAUCCAGAUGCGCUGCAUGCAUAUUUUGGGAUCUGUGCUCUGUCUCUGAUUGGCGAGUACAACCUGCGUAAAGUGCACCCUGCUUUGAAUGUGAGCAGAAGGGCUUUUGAACAUCUUCAGCACCUGCAUCAGACAUGGAGAGCACAGAACAGUAACCCCCAUACAGAAUCUGUGCCCAUCUGCACAUGACACUUCGAUGGACUAAUGAGAACGAGAAAAUCUAAAUAAGAAAUGUAUUAGAGCAACAAUUUAAAAAGCCAUGUGUAACCAAGUGUGCAGUUCACUAGCGUUUGAUUUUGUUAUGUACCAAGUCAAUUACUGUGAAUAAUAAUAUCAGUAUUGCAAGGGUUAGUGGGUGGCAUGUUCAUAAUUGCUUGUGAUUGAAAUUAAGGAGUGAACAUUAUGAAUAACAUGUAUGCAACGUCUUUUAUAGGUUAAUGAAAGUGUACUGUAGGUAAAAAUGGCCUUUUGGUGACCUGACAAACUUAUUAGAUUCAUGGUCUGGAUCUUUCAUGACUUAAAGUUUUUAUGACCCAGGAAUAUAUAUUUUUUCAGGAUUCUUGAUCUACCUAAUUUUUCUGUAAAAGUUUCUGGCAGUUUAAUUUUGAGUCUGUUUUCAGACUUUCUGCCUUCAUACAUUUCUUAAGAGCAUUUUAGUUGUUUAAACAUUUGUGUCAAAAAUACUUUGCCAAACAUUUUCAUUUUUUGCAAACAAAAUAGGCUUAAAAACCUGAUUGUGUUCUCGAUCUAAAAAAAAAAAAAAUCUCAAUCCUGGAAGUUUGUCCCAAAGUCAUACCUUAUUUAUUUUUGUAAGCAAGCUUGGGUCACACAGCCUAGACAGCAUGCCAAGCUGAUUGACUUCAAUCACUCAUACAGUAUUUCACUGAGGCACUUAUACAGGAUGUUUUUGUUUCCAGCUCUUCCUAAAAUAACCUACGAUAACAAUAUAAAUGAUGUAUUUAAUGUUGAAUGUGCCUCAGCCAGAAAUAAUGACAUGCAUGCUACCCAAAGUAAAUCAUAAAGGGUUAGUCUGUAUUGCUACUGUUAGGCAUUUUUCCUAAUAGACAUGCAAAUGUUUUGCUCCAAUUAGUGGUAUGUAUAACAAACAUUAUUUUUUACCUAUUCUACAUCAAUGUAAAUUACUUUAGAAAAUUAGUAUAAACAAUAGGUUUUCAAACUAGUCUGUUUGUUUAAUAAAAAACUUCUAGUAAACUUUUGUAAGAAAUUAAGAGGCAAGCAUUUGUCAUAUCCAUUGAUUCUGAGUGUAUAUGUAGACUUAUCUUUAGAGAGUACUGACUGCAUGUAUUUAGAAAUCAGUCAGGGCCCAGCUGAGAUGCAGUAUAUUUUAACUCUGUAACAGUAGAAUGUUAAGAAUAUACUGUACAUUUAAAAAGGCUUUCUGAACUAUAGAAAAGUGGUUUCUUAUUUAAUGAACCACCCCCUAUAAUAUGAGAUUAUAUGAGCUUGUCAACCCAUUGCCAGGGGAAGCAGCAACCUUCAGUUUGACCUGUUUUAGAUAACAAAUAAUAAUAAUAAAAGAAUAUAUACAAAAUAUUGUACAUGGAUAUAUUACUAGCAAAGAACCGAAGUGUUCUCCUCCAAGAUCUUUGCAGCCAGCUUAUUUGAGCUGUGUGUGAUGUCAGUCAGCUGUCCAUGACUCGCUCUUGGCUGCACAGAUCUGCAAGAAUCUGCUUGAAUAAAACACCACCAUUGUCUUAAUGUUUGGCACACAAGGAUAUUCUUUGAUUGGUCUUACUUCCGUUCCAUUACCAGUGUUGUCCAGUAAUUAUUCAUUGCUGCAUUGCUUUAAAUUCAGGCUUUAUCAAUGAUGGAGACCACAAGCUUUGACAUCUUUUAUAGUGGGUACACAGAGUUGUAUUGUAUUAUUCUCUCAAUAAAGUUCCAUUACAGGUAGCAUCCAGUGAACUAUCAGUGCCACUGAAAAAAUAUCAAGGAUAUGAUCGUUUUCACAUGUCCAUUUUAUUUUAUGUUUCCCAACCAUUUGAUCUAAUAUGACAUCCCCUUAUCCACAAAAACUCCCAAUUGAAUUUGUGUAUUUCAGGAACUUUUUGAUAUAUUUAAAUAUUACAACCAAGAUCCCAUGUCGCAUGGAAAAAAUGGUCUGGUCUACAAAAAACAGUAAUGGUCUACAAAAAAGGAAAUGCAAAGUCAUAUGGUCUUCCCAUGGCAGCAGGCAUAAUCUUAAUGGAAUACAAGAUUCAGGGCACGGGUCAGAAGUAAAUGAACCAAUCAAUGUACAGGAAUCAAUGCACAAGAAUGUGUGUACCACUUGAGUCUUAAAGUGGUUCAAAUGUGUUUAAAGUGCAAAAGAUACACUAAAUCCCACCUUUUGUACUUCAGUUUAAAUCCUAGCCCAAUGAGUAAGUAGAAUGAACUUUGACAAUUCCUCCAUGUUGGACCUUGUUAUUUCAAUAAACGACAGUCACUGUACAUAUCUGCUUUUAUACAUUUUAUUGCUUCCAUGUUUGUUUCUAAUAAAGCUUGUGUGGCCUUACA